GUGAAGGAACGCUACUACAAGGACGUAAAAACCGCGGGACCAACAUCUCGCAUCCUCGAGGGUCUGGAUUUGGAAGAUGGCUAUGUGUCUGGCAAAAGCCCUACGAUGUCUCCUGGUACCAUGAGUCCCCGUGGGACAUUAUUACGUCUGGAUCCGGCCAAUCCACCAACUGUUGAACCCGGACACGUGGUCGUGGUGGGCGCAGCCAGCAAGGGCAUUAUUAAUAGGAAUCAGCGUCACAAUGCUGGCAUCUAUCAAUCCGUGUAUUCGCCUAAUCCAUUCGAUCGUGUUACCGACGAUGACUUGAAACGCUAUCGCGAAAAUAUGGAUCGCAAGGCUAAGGGUUUACCUUCCCUGGAGGAGGAGGAAGCGGCGGCGCGAAUCGAGGAAGCCCGCCAAGCCGCUGAAGUCGCGCGACAGGCCAUGGAAGCUGCCGCUCGCGAGGUCAAAACAGAAUCACAAAAAUACCGACUACAUAGCACUAGCCACUCAGCAUACAGCUCUCAUUUAGGCUUGGAACAAGCUCCAGAUUCAGAUUUAAUACCGGCUCUGUUCAAUCCCAGUUUGGGCUCGCAAAGCGCACCUCAAGAUAGUGUUGGCGAUUGUAAUCUUCCUGCACCGGACUUUCAAACUCAAUGUUCGAAUUCGCUUCAUCGUGGUUUGUUGAUGAGACGUCAUAGUGCAGCGCGGUUCUGGUAUUGGCCACAAAAAUUCACUGUACGUUCAACACCGGUCACUAUGAUGGCUCCGUUACAGUCGAAUGGACUGGCGGAGUCGGUUCGUUUGACGGAGGAGCGCACGGUGCUGGGCCCCAGGUUUCUUAAGCGACACAAAACUAUCACCGAUCCGGCCACAACCAGCGCCGAAGGCGAUACUUCCCAUUUAGGACACUCGUGCACCAGUGGUGCUGAGGCCAGCCACGAUGAUACAGAAAAAGAGCUUAUUGCCCAUGCCAUACGUAUUCAUUUACGAAAACUGGAUUAUUUCAACGGGGAUUGUGCUUCAUUACAGCAUGCUCGAAUUGCCUUGCAUCUCACAACCUAUCAGUUACACGGAAUUCUAUCUUACUUAUUGCCAAACCAACCAUGCAUUUUGGACAGUUGGAUCACUGCAGGUUGGAGUGCUCGACAUGACUGGUUUUCUUCCGAACCAGGGGGAGUUCAUAUUGAACGACUGCUGCGUGAUUCACCCAGUAAUGAACUUUGUGUGGCUGACUGUUCCCGUCUGGAGUUUGAUGCACAUCCUGUACUUGAAAUGUUUGCCGAAGAAUAUCUCGCAUAUUGGAAGUCUUUCCAUCAACCGGAAUCAGAGGAGAAACGACUGCUAUAUCUGAAAGACUGGCAUUAUUUCAGGCGUCCGACGAAUCGGGCAUACUACAUGGUGCCGGAAUUUUUUUCAUCCGAUUGGUUGAACGAAUUCUGGAUGAUUCGACCGGAUUCGGAAGAUGAUUUUCGUUUCGUCUAUUUGGGCACCAUGGGCACGUGGACCCCGUUACAUGCAGACGUAUAUCGUUCGUUCAGUUGGUCUGCCAAUAUUAUAGGACAGAAGCGAUGGUGGUUCUUCCCACCAGGCGAGGAGGAGAAGUUACAUCUGAUAAACAACAACCGAUUGCCCGCGGAUAUCCGUGCUUUGGAUCUGGAUCAAUUAGGAAUCCGGUACGCAAUGUUCGAUCAGUUUCCGGGUCAAGUGGUGUUCGUCCCGUCCGGUUGGUAUCACGAAGUGUUGAAUUUGACCGAUUGUGUAUCGAUCAAUCAUAAUUGGUUCAAUGCAACCAAUGUAGCUCGGAUUUGGGAACAUUUACAGGACCAGCUUGAGAUGGUUGAAAAAUCGACAGAAGACGUACGCGAUACGCCUGGUUGGCAUGAACAGUGUCAAAUCUGUUUGCGCGCUCUGACUGGGAUUAAUUUCCACGAAUUCUUGGUUCUACUCAAGUACAUCCUCAUAUCUCGAUGGUCUUAUACAGACCCUAUUCCACUGGAUUCUUUGCUCACACCGCGCGCCGAUGGACAUAUUGCACAAGAGACUGAAUCUCUACUCUCGUUUGAAAAACAACUGGAUGUCGCAUUUUGUCAUCGGUUUGAUGUGGAUUCCACUGUACUUGACCGUGCUAAGGAUUUGCCCCUGGAAAAGGUUUUCAGUGAUGUCAAUGAGCAGUUGGGCUCAGUGGAAUUCAGUUCAAUUGACUGGCUUCCUAGGCUGGAUUUUUGUAGUGCUGCAUCUGUACUAUAUUCUUUUUGCAAGCAUCCCAGAGUACGCGAUUUGCAGUUGAUUGGUGAUAGCAUCAAACGGCGCCUGAACGCUAUCAAAUGGAUCGAUUGA
Messenger RNA from Echinostoma caproni, 2319 nucleotides. Lineage: Eukaryota; Metazoa; Platyhelminthes; Trematoda; Plagiorchiida; Echinostomatidae. The record is from the annotation of a GenBank genome assembly.